AUGUUCAGCUUCAACCUUUAUCCGAACGGUGAACCUCAAACUCCCACGAGGACUCCGAAUACUUCCUCAUUUGACUCUUUCACUACCCCAAAGCUCGAGUCCAGCUUUUUUGAUCCCCGAGUCACUUGGGAUACCGCUGAUCCAUACGCCUCGAGCCCUGAGUGUCUUCGAUCCCCACAGAAGUUUGGCCUCGGCACCCCCUUGAAUGGCCUACGGACGGAGCUAGAUCCCCAGCUGGCAGGGGAUGCUCUCUGCAAGAAUGGAAGGUCUUCGGAUCAGACUGACACAGCUCGUCGGGUUCGACCCUUGAAGCCAUUGCCAGAUCCCGUCGAGAAUCAUCCCCGAGUGGGUUCAGCCAAGUCCGCAGCCUCGAUGCAAACUCCCCCACCGACAAGCGCCUCACGACGAAAAAUCUCCGAAUUCGACCUGGAGAAGAGUGUUGGACGACGAGCUACACCGCAGACAGAAAGCCAUCUCGAGACCCCUAGUCGGUUGUUAGGAGCAUCUCCAAGCAUGUUUGCCAAUCUUCGGUCUCCCGAUCUCUUUCAGCUGGCUGCAUUGGAACCAACUGGCUCGCCGCUCUACCCGCAACAGCGUCUCUUCUGGGACCAAGAUCAUGAGUCUAAUGAGAUCCCGCUACCCGGCACAGGAUCUGACAAGGAUGCCAUCGACUAUACUAGUAUUAUAUCUGCCCACAACUCUCACAGGGACUUAAUACCCCAGCUACCAGCCAUCGACAGUUCAAUGGACCUGCCAGAAUUCGACCCAUUUCGCCUCUGUGCUACUCAACCGAUAGAUGCUGCCGUAUUCCCCGCUCCUUUCUCGACCUCUCCACGCCGUCCUGCCAUCGAGGAUCCGGCUAUGUUCUUGAGCUCACCAGCCCGACGGUUUGGUGGCCCCCAGAUGACGCCAGAGCUAGGGCUAUUUUCCGGAAAGAGGAGACAACCGUAUCACCACCAGGUUGAAGAAUCGAAGCGUGAAGAGCUUCGACGCACACAUGAAAUAGGCCGUCCGCUCGUCGAACCCUCCAGUCUUCUUGAAGAUAACGACGAUAUCACACCGAGAGGUAUUCGGCCUGGACUCACUCGAAGUGCAACACACACUGCAAUGUACUCCCGUGGGAUUCGCAAAAGCCCAUCCAAACGACUAGGCUCGCCCACCAAGGCAUUACGUCCUGCCCACAUGACACGGUCCAGUUCCAGUUCAGUUAGCAGCUUACCUGCCCGCUCACAGUCUGUCGUCCUCCGUAUUGGACGGGAUGGCCGUGCAAAGACGGAACUGCAAUCCAUGCUCGAUGGACCGACAGGAUUGACUGAUCCUCUGACUGGAAUGGACCUUGAUGGCUCGGCCACUGAAAGCGAGUGUGACCCUGCCGAAUAUUCUGAAUAUCCCGUCUUGCCUCGUUCACAUUCUUCUUUCGCCCUCUUUGAUGAUGAAGGUCGUCGGUCCUGGAGUGAUUCGGGCUCUCGCCCUCUUUCAAAGGGAUCUUAUACCUCGGCUGUGGGCUCAAGUCACUCGGGCCACAUGUCUCCAUGGCAGAACUCUUCGCGUGCCCUGAAUGAUCGAUUUGCCUCUCUGGGAUCUCCUGAAGCUGUCAAGCGCACCCCCAAGCGCCAUUCGUCUCUAUUUCAUUCUGAUUCGUCAUUUCCCCGGGGCAGUGUUGCGUCACAGUUGCUACCCGGAGAGGAGGAGGACAAGGGCGACGCCCAACAUGCUCUUCGCCAAGUCUUGAUGGAUCGUGCCCGGGGUCCUCGCCCCUCUACCGCUAGUAGCUAUCGAGGACAACUCACACGAUCAUCUUACUCGUCUGCACACCUGCGCUCCUCCCCUCCUCGAUUCAACAGCGACUUCGACAUUCCCUCACGGUUGUCAAAUACCUCGCCGGUGACGCUUGUCGACCCUGAAUUGACCACUCCCCAUACUGACCGUCACACUAAUCCGAGUAACGGCACCCGCUGCGUUUGCCACUCCAUCGAAAAUGGCGGCCAUCUCAUGAUUCAGUGGUAA
This is a messenger RNA of Penicillium taxi, 2007 nucleotides long. Its product is annotated as PHD finger domain protein. The record is from RefSeq and is a predicted model, not a curated record. The transcript has a single exon. NCBI's taxonomy places the organism in Eukaryota, Fungi, Ascomycota, Eurotiomycetes, Eurotiales, Aspergillaceae. The coding region runs from base 1 to 2007 and encodes 668 amino acids.